This is a messenger RNA of Poecilia reticulata (guppy), 1716 nucleotides long. Its product is annotated as ubiquitin carboxyl-terminal hydrolase 37-like. Gene Ontology annotation, molecular function: cysteine-type deubiquitinase activity. Gene Ontology annotation, biological process: G1/S transition of mitotic cell cycle; protein deubiquitination. The record is from RefSeq and is a predicted model, not a curated record. Lineage: Eukaryota; Metazoa; Chordata; Actinopteri; Cyprinodontiformes; Poeciliidae. Gene Ontology annotation, cellular component: cytosol; nucleus.
UGUCAACAGUUACUUUGUAGAAUUGUUCUUUGUGCUACAAGGUGAUUUAAAAUAUUCUCUGAAGUUUCCCCACUCAAACGCGACACUUUUUACUUGAGUUAAGAUGCAUUUUACAAACCGAGAGGGACCCAGAGAUGUUUCAUCAUCGAAAUAAGAAAAAGCACAUAAUUUGUGAAAAAGUUGAAGGCGAUCAGGGCUCACACAACAAGAACAACAACAAUAACAACAACAACAGCUGGAUAAAUUAUUGGCUGCAGCGCUUGUACAAUUUACUUAAAGAUAUUGGAUUUCCAACGAGUGGAACCACUCAAACAAGCUAUUCGUCUCAGGAGAAAAAACAACAGAAGACGAGGAAGAAGAAGAAUUUCUGGGGACUAUUUGAUUGCUUCAUGAGAAUAAUACAAGUGCAUCCUGAUACUGAUGAUGAUGAUGCUCAGGAUCAAAAGAGAAGCCAACUUCUAAAGGAAACUAAGACGCAACAGUAUAGGAGCUAUAAAGAAGCGGACACUUCCUCGAAGCACAACGUUCCCACAAAAUUCACUACAAUCCAGGUCCAGUCCACUUGUAUGGAACAUCAGAAUGCGACGUUACUUGGAUUCCCAAACGUCAAUAUGAUCUGCUACAUGAACGCCAGCCUGCAGACCUUGCUUACGCUCAAGAAGUUCGUGGAGGACAUCAAAUCCCAGGAGGACGUGUUGGCACUGUGUCCCGAGGCUCAGCUCAUGAGAUGUUUCCUAGACAUUGUGAAAUGUCACGGCUCGCCUGAUUCAAAAUUGAAACUGGAGGUGGUUAUAAGGUUUAAGAACGUCCUCUCUUUCCAGGCCCCGGAGUUUGGAUAUGAAGGCAUGAAAGACGCCCAUGAGUUCCUGACAGCUGUGUUGGAUCAGAUGAAGAACCUGCUGCCCCCUCUGACAAAGACAGCGGCCACUAUAGGGAAAAGAUACAGGUGCCCAGUUCAGACACAUCUAGAGUUCAAAAUGCGGAACACAAGGAUGUGCAAAGGUUGUGGUGUUAAAUCCAUAAGAGAGGAGGGUUUCAUCAUGCUCUCUCUGGACCUGAUUGCUGGAGGUUCAGUGCAGAACAUGCUCAACAUGCACCAGAAGGAAAGACAGCUAGAGUUUAAGUGCGAGUGUGGAGGAAAUAAAUCAGUUCUGCAGUCUAGAUUUCUGACCCUUCCCAAAUAUUUGAUUUUGCAACUAAAGAGGUUCACUUUCACAGAGAACCUGGUGAUGAUCAAACUGGAGGACCCCAUCAUUUUGUGCAGGGAGAUGACAGUAGCUGGCCACCAGUACAGCCUGGUCAGCGUCAUCAGCCAUGUAGGAUCUUCAGCAAAGACAGGACACUACGUGAGCGAUGGGCUACACCCAGAGCAGUCCUUGGAGGACGGAAACGAUCGAUGGCUCCACUUUAAUGACAUUUAUGUGAUGGAAACAAAUGGAACAGUCGUUUCUGAGAUGUGUAGAGAGGAGUCUUAUAUCCUUGUCUACCAGAGGAGGGAGUGGCCCUCUCUGCUAUGACGACCCAGCCCUCAGGAGGAGGGGCACACCCCAGAGAGCCUGGUUCCUCCCAAGGUUUCUUCCUGCAGGGGAGUUCUUCCUUGCCACUGUUUGCCAAGUCACAAAUGUACUUUGUCACCAGAUUGGACUGCAAGUGACAGAACACAGUCUAAGUGGCUUGCUCUCUGGGAGUUAUAAAAUUAAAAACUGUACAAACCCA